AUGGCAUUAGACUUUGAUUCGUCGGUUCACUCCUGGAGCUUUUUGCCUUACCAUAUUGUAAAGCAUAUAUAUAGUUAUUUAGGCGAUGAAGUUGUUUACGUUUCUACCGUAUGUAAACGCUGGCGUGGGGUCGCAUACACCGAUAGAUCUAUAUGGAAGAAACUACAUAUAUGUCCUCCUAAUUUUCCAGAAGUUGAAACUCUCAAGAAUCAGAUUAUCCCCAUGAAAAUUUGUAACGAGAUUUCGCUUGAAUUUGAUCCAAGGGAUGAGUCUCAUGUUGCUGUUUUGGAAUACACACUGAAUACUUUGUGCUCGAAUGCUGGAAUACAUUCCAUUUCUUUACGACCGACAUUAAAACUUUUAUACAAUAAAUCCUCUUCAAAUAUCUCGAACCGACUUUCAAAGAAAAUAAUAAAUGCCUUAUGCGAGGUCAUUAUGAAUGCUAAGUGUUUAAAAAAUUUUUAUUGGGGUGGAACUUAUUGUGGAAGUUAUGAAGUCAGCCGUGUAUUACAAUCAUUGACAAAAAAUCAAAAGCAUAAUUUAUUAUCAUUACAAAUUAUCAGAUUAUUUCAAAUCAAUCAAUCCAUGUCAUAUUUAAAUACAAGAUUAUUUAUAUUUUCCAACCUCAACCAGUUUUCUAUUAAUUACCUAAAUCUUUCGGAGGAUAUACUUUUAAUUUUAUCGAGAAAUUCAAACCAUCUUCGUAUUUUAAAACUUUUUGUACAAAACAAUGUUCAAGAUCUUCCUAUAAUUCGAAAUCAAAUUUGGAGACAUGUGCAUGAAAUACUUCCUAAUUUGCGUGUGACUUUAUUCCUAAUUUGUGUAAACGAUCUCAAACAAUCAACAAUCCAUUCGAAUUCAACCAAUCAACGAAUGUCUUUCAUACAAAAUACUACUCAAGAACUUGAUAAUCAAUUACCACUACCAUCAUCAUCAUAUUCAUCGAUGUCGCCAUCCCGUUCUGUCACUUCUACGUCCUCAUCGCCAACGUCUUCGUCUUCACCGCAUAUACCGGUGCAAUGUCGACUAGAAAAUGAACGUGAACAACACUUAAGGGGGGAGUGUCAUCAUCCAUAUGGUGAACAGAAUCAAAUUUAUCAAUUACUUUCAACCAAACUUUUGCCUUCUGCUUUGCCUUUAAAUUCAAUUUAUAUAUACUAUUGUAAACCAGAUCCAUUGUCUUAUCUUAUACAAUAUUUAAUGGAUACAUUUGCUAUGAGUUUAGAGCAUUUCUAUCUAAUUGAUACUUUCAAUAUAAUAUCUGUGAUGUCAAACAAUUCUAACGGUAUUUUACAUAAUAAUUCUCAUUAUACAGAAUAUACUACCAUUACUACCAGUAGUAAUAGUAAUGGUAAUGAUAGUAAUAAUAAUGAUGAUAAUAAUAAUGGCAAUAUCAUUAGAUUUAUUGCCAAUACACCAGCAACAAUGUCUUAUGAUGCUGUUAUUAAUUAUGACAAUUACGACUGUGUUGACUCUGAUUAUCAGUCAAUGUUCAGUUCUUAUUCCUCACAUCAUUCAUUAUUACUGGAUAGUACAAGUGAUUUUGAUAUAUUGAGCUGUGAUUCUUCCUAUGAUCUAUUUGAUUAUGAAGAUAAAAGUUGUAAUAAUAAUAGUAAUUAUUACUCAGGUAAUUUUUUGCUGCCCGUUUCAGCCAGUCUAUCUUUGACUUCAUCAUCUUCGUUUUUACCGGUACCGUCAGGGUCAUGUUUGUCUGAUGAUAAAAUACACCAAUCAUUGAUAGCACCAAUAUCACUUCAUAAAAUGGUUGAACAAAUUGAAUACUCUUCUAAUUCAGAAAUUAUAUUACCAAAAAAUGAGAAUGAUAGUUUGAGCAUAAUAAAAUCAACUGCGUGUGAGGAAAGUGCUAUCAAUAAGGGCGGUGGUAGUGAUACAAGCGUUGUAUCUCAUCCAGCGCUCAUUUCUACGCAUGAUAUUAUCAAUACAACUAAAACCAAUGUUAAUGACUAUUGUGAUUAUUUACCUUACGAUUGUAAUUAUUAUUCCAAUUUUUCCGAGGCUUCACAAUCAUCUACUUCAUCAAAUCUUGUUUUUUACUCACCAAAUUUGUAUAAAGCGCCUGAUGAUGUCAAUCCUGACCCGUUUGUUAUGUUAGCAUGGAGAUGUCAACAAUUGUCGCAUUUUACACUAAUUGGUUACUGGUUUAAUAUUGUGGAUAUGAAAGCUUUUACAGCUCUUCGUGGUACGUCACUCAAAUCUUUUCGUAUUCCUAGUUGUUGUAUUUCUAUUGAUGAUCAAUCUUGGCCAUUUAAUUUGGAUGAGAAUUUAAAUGAAAUGUCACGUAAUGUGGGCUACAAAUGGAUACCAAUGGAAGAUUUAUACUUGCCCUCUGUUGUUUGGAAUCAUCAACCUCCUGAUUCUACCGCGUGUUUCUAUGAAAUUCAAAAUUCCUGUAGUCUAGAUAGUGUUGAUGAUUAG
Schistosoma spindalis is the source of this 2436-nucleotide messenger RNA. Lineage: Eukaryota; Metazoa; Platyhelminthes; Trematoda; Strigeidida; Schistosomatidae. The record is from the annotation of a GenBank genome assembly.